Megalops cyprinoides (Indo-Pacific tarpon) is the source of this 1718-nucleotide messenger RNA. RefSeq names its product proteasome 26S subunit, non-ATPase 4a (gene psmd4a). Gene Ontology annotation, molecular function: polyubiquitin modification-dependent protein binding. Gene Ontology annotation, biological process: proteasome-mediated ubiquitin-dependent protein catabolic process. Gene Ontology annotation, cellular component: nucleus; proteasome regulatory particle, base subcomplex; cytosol. Bases 41 to 1177 code for a protein of 378 amino acids. NCBI's taxonomy places the organism in Eukaryota, Metazoa, Chordata, Actinopteri, Elopiformes, Megalopidae. The transcript is spliced from 10 exons. The record is from RefSeq and is a predicted model, not a curated record.
GUUUUAUGGCCCGUCGGUAAGCGAGAGUAAAGUUUCCAAAAUGGUGCUCGAGAGUACUAUGGUCUGUGUGGACAACAGUGAAUACAUGCGCAAUGGGGACUUCCUACCCACUAGGCUUCAGGCUCAGCAAGAUGCAGUCAACAUUGUCUGUCACUCCAAGACCCGCAGCAACCCAGAGAACAACGUGGGGCUCAUCACAAUGGCCAAUAACUGUGAGGUGCUGACCACACUCACCCCUGACACGGGUCGGAUCCUCUCCAAGCUGCACGCUGUCCAGCCCAAGGGCAAGAUCAGCUUCUGCACUGGAAUUAGAGUGGCCCAUCUGGCUCUGAAACACAGACAAGGGAAGAAUCACAAGAUGCGGAUCAUUGCCUUUGUGGGAAGUCCGGUGGAGGACAACGAGAAGGAUCUGGUCAAAAUGGCCAAGCGGUUGAAGAAAGAGAAAGUCAAUGUGGAUGUGAUCAACUUUGGAGAGGAGGAGGUGAACACGGAGAAGCUGACAGCCUUCAUCAACACCCUGAAUGGGAAGGAGGGGACGGGCUCCCACCUGGUGACGGUACCCCCUGGCCCCAGUCUGGCCGACGCCCUGCUGUCCUCCCCCAUCCUGGCCGGCGAAGGGGGCUCCAUGCUGGGCCUAGGGGCCAGCGACUUCGAGUUUGGGGUGGACCCCAGCGCUGACCCUGAGCUUGCACUGGCCCUGCGCGUGUCCAUGGAGGAGCAGAGACAGCGGCAGGAGGAGGAGGCUCGGAGGGCGGCCGCUGCCUCCGCUGCGGAGGCCGGGAUCCCCACUCCCACUGGAGACGAGUCGGAGGAGGCCCUGCUGAAGAUGUCUGUGUCGCAGCCGGAGACGGGCACUGCUGUCCUGCCUGAUUUCAGCAGCAUGACUGAGGAUGAGCAGAUCGCCUACGCCAUGCAGAUGUCCCUGCAAGGGGCCGGCGGCGAGUUUGGGGAAUCCAUACCAAUGGACACAGGAGCCCCCAUGGACACUGCUGAAUCUGCCAAGGAGGAAGACGACUACGACGUGAUGCAGGACCCAGAGUUCCUGCAGAGUGUGUUGGAGAGCUUGCCAGGUGUAGACCCCAAUAACGAGGCCAUCCGCAAUGCCAUGGGCUCCCUCGCCUCGCAAACCGGGGCCAAGCCACCCGAGGGCAAGAAGGACGAGGAGAAGAAGAAAUGAGGAGCCAGACUACCGGACAGCACACAAGACAAGACUGAGGGACAGAACUAAGACAGGAAUGGACGCCAGUAAUUAAAUGGACAGCAGUGAUGGGUGAUAAAGAACACAAAUCUAGUUAGACAGGCCUUUUUUGACUGUUGGGUGAGCACACACAGUGAUACACUUGGACGCAUUUAGAGGCACACACACAGACUUUGACAGACAGACUGGUACACUCCCACUCCCACUCACAUACACACACACACACACACACACACAUAUGUGCACUUACAAACACACAACAUUGUUUGGAUACGACUGACUGACUGCAACACCUCUAACAGUAUGUAGACAGAUUCUGAAAGAUGUAUACUAAAUAGUUAUCCUCUCUCCUCAUCUUUUGCUUUGUUUCUUUUUUGUAUUGCGAAAAAAGGGCAAAGGUCGGUAUGCAUGUCUUUUUGAAUUCCCACCUCCGGUUCCCUCCUGUUUCUCAGCCUGUUGCCGUUUUAAAGGCCUUUGUACAAAAAAAAAAAAAAAUAGAAGACUGUAUUAAAUGAAAUAU